Molecule: messenger RNA, 1518 nt
Organism: Odontomachus brunneus
Lineage: Eukaryota; Metazoa; Arthropoda; Insecta; Hymenoptera; Formicidae
Gene: Fnta
Product: protein farnesyltransferase/geranylgeranyltransferase type-1 subunit alpha
Exons: 5
Coding region: 152-1150 (332 amino acids)
Biological process (GO): protein farnesylation; protein geranylgeranylation
Cellular component (GO): protein farnesyltransferase complex; CAAX-protein geranylgeranyltransferase complex; cytoplasm
Molecular function (GO): protein farnesyltransferase activity; CAAX-protein geranylgeranyltransferase activity
Source: RefSeq, a predicted model, not a curated record
AGCUGAUAGCCGCUCUCAGGCUUUUCUCUGGAUUGAUGCUACUAGAACUUGGCAGUCCUACUCUUGGCACGAAUAAUAAAAGUGAUAAAGUUUAGUAAGGGGAACAACUUGUGCAUUUUGUUUUUUUUACGAUAUUAUAUCAUAAUAGAAUAUGUCGGAUAAUUCCGAAGACGAGUUGAACUGUGCCGAUGGUGUUGAAGAAACGCCAUGGAUUUUGUACAGAAAUCGCGAUGAGUGGAGUGACGUGACUCCUCUACCUCAGGAUGACGGUCCACAUCCUAUUGUAGCAAUCGCAUAUUCCGAAAAGUUUAAAGAUGCCUAUGAUUAUUUCCGUGCCAUUCUUAAGUCAAGUGAAAAGUCAGAACGUGCAUUGGCUUUAACGGAAGACUGUACAUGGCUUAAUCCAGCAAAUUAUACUGUAUGGCAAUACAGAAGAGAGAUACUUCAAGCUCUGGGAAGAGAUUUGCACGAUGAAUUAAAAUAUACAGACAAAAUGAUAAAGUACAAUUCUAAAAAUUAUCAAGUAUGGCACCACAGAAAGGUUAUUGUUGAGUGGCUGCAAGAUCCUAGUGAAGAAUUAGCAUUUACAGAAACUAUUUUAUGUAAAGAUGCAAAAAAUUACCAUGCUUGGCAGCAUCGUCAGUGGUGUAUACAAACAUUUAAUUUAUAUGACAAAGAAUUGGAAUACGUAGAACAAUUGCUGAAGAAUGAUGUUCGCAAUAAUUCUGCCUGGAAUCAACGUUACUUUGUGAUAAGUAAUACGAGUAAGUUCGAGCAAGAAGUGGUUGAUAGAGAGAUUGACUUUGCACUAGAGAAGAUAGAAUUGGCAAGUGGAAAUGAGAGUGCUUGGAAUUAUUUGAGAGGAAUAUUAUUACACGAUUGUAGUGGUUUGGGUUACAAUCAGAAAGUACGACUUAAAUGUUUUAAAAUGUAUCAACAUGGAUGUCGUACUAAUCAUCUAUUAGCUUGCAUGAUAGAUAUUUCUCAAGAAUGCCAUACCACGGAAUAUAUAUUUGCUCCAUAUCAUGUUAAUAAUACUUAUGAGUUAUGUAAACAAUUGUCAACAAAGUAUGAUAAAAUACGGAGGCGGUAUUGGGAUUAUAUAGCUAAGGAGUUAAUGGAAAAAAUGACAAAGGAGCUUGAUGAAUGACUGAUGAAGGUCUGAUUAACUCAGUUAAGAACUAAAGAAAUCUUAUAGUAAGAAUUGUUCAAAAAGUUUUAGACAAUGUUUUUACAUAUCAACUUUACGGUUGAUGUUUCUUGGCCUCUUUUGUCUACAAAUUUCUGUGUAUUGCACAAAAUUCAGCAAUUUCUACAUAUAACCAGUUUAUACGAAAAGUGACAACAGCAUCUCAUGUGACCUUGAAGUAUCAUUAGAAUUUGUUAAGUAUUCAAAGAAAUUAUGUUAAGCGAUAGCAUUAAGCUGUAUCAGAUAUUCAAGAUAGCAUUAAGCUGCAUCAGAUAUAUUGUAUCGGUGUUAGUAAUCUAAAUAAAAUGAUGCUUUAUUUUGUGUUGACA